AUGGCACUUCUCGGCGGUCUUUGGGGAUUGACCUCCGUCGGCCGAUUGGAAGAUCCCGCUUUCACAAUCAAGGAAGCCCAGGUUAUCACCGGCUAUCCCGGGGCAACCGCGGCCGAAGUGGAAAAUGAAAUCACAGAGGUUCUGGAGACGGCCAUUCAGCAGAUGCCGCAGCUUGACCAGAUCCGUUCCGUCUCCGAACCGGGCCUGUCGCGCAUCAGUGUGGAAAUCAAGCCGACAUACGACGGUUCCGAGCUGCCGCAGGUCUGGGACGAACUGCGCCGCAAGGUUGGGGAUGAAGUUCGCAAUCUGCCGUCAGGUGCGGGGACGCCACUUGUCUAUGACAGUUUCGGCGACGUCUACGGUCUGUUUUACGCGUUCACCGCCGACGGAUAUACAAAUCGCGACAUUCGCGACACGGUCAAGCGUAUCAGGCGCGAACUCUUGGCUGUGACCGGUGUCGGCAAGGUCGAGGUCGCCGGCGAACCCGAUGAUGUUAUCUAUCUGGACGUCGAUCAGGACAAGAUGGCGGGUCUCGGGAUCUCCAUGACCGAUAUUGUCGGUGUCCUUGACGCGGAAAACCGUAUUCAAACCAACGGUUCGGCCGUUUCGGGCCAGUCACGUAUACGCCUGAUGACACCGUCUGCAUUCGACGAUUUCCGCGGGAUCGAGGACCUUGUCGUCGGGCGCCCGGGUUCAACCGCGAUGAUACGUCUGUCCGAUAUCGCGACCCUGGAACUCGGAGAGCCGGAGCGGCCCGUUAGACUGAUAAGUCAUAACGGUCAUGAGGCCGUUACCAUCGGUGUUUCCCAGGUUGACGGAACAAAUAUCGUCGAUGUCGGUGACCAGGUCAUUGCAAAACUUGCGCAAAUCGAAGCGCAGUUGCCCAUCGGUAUGCAGAUCCACCCGAUAUACGAACAGAAUGUCGUGGUCGACGCCUCGGUAAACGGCUUUAUCCUGAAUCUGGCUGCCUCGGUCGUUAUUGUGAUCGGUGUGCUCGCGCUUUUCAUGGGAUGGCGCGCGGCCGUGGUGGUGGGCACCGUUCUUUUGCUCACCGUUAUGGCAACCGUCCUUUUCAUGCGUAUCUUUGCCAUCGAAAUGGAGCGGAUCUCUCUUGGAGCCCUGAUCAUUGCCAUGGGCAUGCUAGUUGACAACGCCAUUGUCGUGGCGGAAGGCAUGAUGAUCAACAUGCAGCGGGGCCAGAAGGCGAUAGACGCGGCCAGCCGCGUGGUCAAACAGACGAUGUGGCCGCUGCUUGGUGCGACGGUCAUCGGCAUCAUGGCAUUCUCGGGAAUUGGUCUUUCUCCGGAUGCGACCGGUGAAUUCCUGUUUUCGCUUUUUGCGGUGAUCGGAAUCUCGUUGUUGUUGUCCUGGGUCUUUGCGGUCACGGUCACGCCGCUGUUCGGGAAGUACUUUUUCCGUACCGCAAGCGGCAACCUGGAUGAUCACGACCCCUACAAGGGAAUUCUCUAUACGAUCUACCGCGGAUUUCUGGUCGGCACACUGCAUGUCCGUUUGCUGACCGUCCUGGCACUUGUUGGCAUCACCGUUGCCUGCGUCAUGGCGUUCGGAAACGUGAAACAGGCAUUUUUCCCGGACAGCAACACACCGAUCUUUUACGUCCACUACUGGUCGCCCCAGGGGACUGAUAUUCGUGCGACCGAAGCGGAUCUCAAGGACAUGGAAGAAAUCGUUCUGGAAGACGAACGGGUCGCCACAGUCACCAGUUUUGCCGGUGGCGGUGCGACCAGAUUCAUGUUGACCUACGCACCUGAGGACGCAAAUCCGGCCUAUGGUCACAUGCUCAUACGGACCAACAGCCGGGACGACAUUGACGUGCUGGCUCUCGAUCUGCGUGCAAAGUUCGCUGAACGUUUUCCAUCUGCCCAGAUCAUCACCAAACGUCUUGUGUUCGGACCUGGCGGCGGCGCCAAGCUGGAGGCCCGGUUCUCCGGUCUCGAUGCAAAUGUUCUCAAACGUCUGGGCGACGAGGCGAAAGCGAUUUUCUUGUUGCCGCAGAACAAGCUUGCAGACGUCAAUACGGAUUGGCGCCAACGCGAACUCGUGGUUCGUCCCAUAUUCGACGAGGAUCGGUCACGCAUCUCCGGUGUCACCCGCGAAGAACUAUCGCUUUCGCUGCAAUUCGCGACAGAAGGCGUUCAGGUCGGCUCCUAUCGUGACAUUGACGAAAGUAUUCCGAUUGUCGCCCGCAAGGCAGGCCCGGAAGGUAUCUCGGUCAACGAAAGCGUGUCGGACUCCCUGGUCUGGAGUGCCGGUCAGCGUCGGUACGUUCCGAUCGAUCAGGUCGUGAGCGAGUUCACCAUGGAGCCGCAGGACACACUCAUCAAUCGUCGCGACCGGGUCCGGACGCUGACAGUCAAGGCGGAAACGACUGCGGGCGAAACGGCUACGGCGGCGCUCGCGCGGGUGCGUCCUCAGAUUGAGGCGAUAUCGCUGCCGCCCGGUUAUUCGCUGGAAUGGGGCGGUGAAUACGAAAGCACGAACGAUGCACAGGCUUCCCUGGGCGCGCAGUUGCCGCUCGGGUUCCUGGUUAUGCUGAUCAUCUCGAUCCUGUUGUUCGGCUCGGUACGUCAACCUCUGAUCAUCUGGCUGAUGGUGCCGAUGUCCAUAAACGGAGUUGCGAUCGCAUUGCUGGCAACCGAUACACCUUUCGGCUUCAUGUCGCUUCUCGGGUUUCUUUCGCUCUCCGGAAUGCUGAUCAAGAACGCGAUCGUUUUGCUUGAAGAGAUUGACAGGCUCAUUGAAGAAGGCCGUGAGAAAUAUGCUGCAAUUGUCGAAGCAAGCGUUUCGCGUAUGCGUCCCGUGAUGCUGGCCGCAGUUACGACAAUUCUCGGCAUGGCGCCCUUGCUUUCCGACGCGUUUUUCCGGGGCAUGGCUGUGACGAUCAUGGGGGGACUGGCGUUUGCAACGAUACUGACGCUGAUCGCAGCUCCGGUGCUGUACGCUCUGUUUUUCAGGGUACGCCCGCCCAAAAAGGCUGACACCAUGAGUGAUCAGGUACCGGCCCCGGUCACGGCUGGGUAG
Molecule: messenger RNA, 3042 nt
Organism: Effrenium voratum
Lineage: Eukaryota; Dinophyceae; Suessiales; Symbiodiniaceae
Source: the annotation of a GenBank genome assembly